UAUACUAAGAAAGUGUGAGACACGUGGAAGAGGAGAGACUGUCGACUUCCCAUGACUCCAAAAUGAGCAGUGAGGAAUUGAUUUUUUGAUUGGAUUGGACCCAACAGGCCACGUGAGCCCUAUAUUCAUUUAAUUUGGGAUAGCAGUGAUCAAGUUGUUGUGCUAUUCUGAGGGUCAAAAUUAUGACUUCAGACAUUCACUGAAGUCGUUUUGUAAUUUCUUAUCUGUUUCCGAUGAACUGGAUAUCAGUCGAGUGGUAACUUUGGAAUACUUGUGAGUGAUUGUGAUGCUCUGCUUGUUUAGUGGAGAAAGAAAUGCAUUAAAACCAGGAGUCAGAGACAUGAAGAAACUCUGUGGCCGUUUACUUUUCUGCCUCAAGAGGAUAGCAGGGUUCUACUCUUAACAAAAGAAAACAGGUGACGGAAGCCCAAGGAGAAACAUGCAGCAGUUUGGCUAAGAAACUGGGAGAUAAGGAAAGUUGGAAAACAACUUUUAUUGGGAACAUUUGCACACAAGAAUCGACAAUCUGUGCUGGACAGAGCUGUGCACUCUGUGUGAGCCUGGUCAGCUUUGUAUGAGCCGGGCUGAUAGCGUGAAGCCCUGUGGCUGCGUCCCACUGAGGCAUGAGUGUGGGAAGAGCCCACCACCACACUUUCCUGUCCUGUGAAGAAGAAGGCCUUCGACUAAGCAUCAUGCCAGCUGUAGGCAGCUUUGGAAAUGGCAAGAUCCACACGAGACGUAAAUACCACAGCCGCUUUGUCAGCAAGACCGGCCAGUGCAACGUCCACUUCUCAAACAUGGAUGAGAAGUCACAGCGAUACAUAUCCGAUAUUUUCACAACUUGCGUGGACAUCCGCUGGCGAUACAUGUUCCUGCUGUUCAGCCUGGCUUUUGUGGUGUCCUGGCUGACAUUCGGUUUGGCGUUCUGGGUCAUCGGCCUCCUGCACGGCGACAUGGACCAUCCAGCGGGGGAUGACAGUUUUGUUCCCUGUGUUACGCAGGUCAACACCUUUGUGGCAGCCUUCCUGUUCUCCAUCGAGACCCAGACCACCAUCGGGUACGGCGCUCGCUGUGUGACGGAGGAAUGCCCUGCAGCUGUUUUCAUGGUGGUGUUUCAGUCUAUCAUGGGCUGCAUCAUCGACGCCUUCAUGAUUGGUGCCAUCAUGGCCAAGAUGGCGAGACCCAAAAAGCGCGCAGAGACGCUACUGUUCAGCCACAACGCGGUUAUUGCUUUACGUGAUGGGAAGCUGUGCCUCAUGUUCAGGGUUGCCAAUCUGAGGAAGAGCCACAUUGUAGAGGCUCAUGUGCGAGCUCAGCUGGUGAAGCCCCGCUACACAGAGGAAGGCGAGUACAUCCCCCUGGAUCAGAUUGACAUGAACGUGGGCUACGAUAAAGGCACAGACCGCCUGUUUCUGGUUGCACCCCUCACUGUCAUACACGAGAUCGAUGAAGAAAGUCCGCUGUUCGGCAUCAGCAAGCAAGAUCUGGAAACAUCCGACUUUGAGAUCGUGAUUAUUCUUGAAGGACUGGUGGAGGCCACAGCCAUGACAACACAGGCUCGCAGCUCCUACUUGGCCUCGGAGAUCCUGUGGGGUCACCGCUUCGAGCCCGUCAUCUUUGAGGAGAAGAGCCAGUACAGGGUAGAUUACGCCUACUUUCACAAAACAUUCGAAGUGCCGUCCACCCCGAGGUGCAGCGCCAAGGACAUGGAGGAGAGAAAAUUCCCAACAUCUGGCGCCAACUCCUUCUGCUACGAGAAUGAGCUGGCCUUCAUCAGCAGGGACGAGGAGGACGAGGGAGACAUGGAGAAAGAGCAGGACAGGAAGGGUUCAUCGGAGCUGGGGAAUAAGUUGAGCGUCCCUGGACACGACCAGACGCCCUCCCGUAGAGAAUCAGCGAUUUAACUGUUUUGUCGUCUUUGGAUGCAGAGCAGCGCCGUGUGGAGCGCCCUGUGACUGUCACUCCGCUGACACGAGGACACCACUGAAGAGAUUUACUGCUGAGCACCAGCAGAACUGAUCUCCAUCAUGUAAGCAGGAGUGAAACUCAUUGUACUUUUCCCUGGAUGAACUUCUUUUCUUUCCUGAGAUGGUUAUUGAGCUUUAUCAAAUGCAAUGAGAACUGUCAUGUUUAUCAUAGUCAUAAAGUGCAUGACAAUAGCAUAGUUUUCUAUAAACAUUUUGAGAACUGUUUGAUGGGACUUUCUUCAGAUGCUGUUCCUCAAAUACGUGAUUUACGACUAUGUGUGUAGUGACAGAAAACCUGAAGAACAUUACUCCAUCCGGUAGAAUCAGAGGUGGCGAUCAAAAGUGGAUUUUCAUCUUUAUGAUAUAACUUACAUGAACAAAAAGACUAAAUAUUCUACAUAAUACGUUGCCAGUGGCUGACUUGGCUAGUUUGCACACAUGACUUCUUCACUUAAAUACAGUUUGACCUGCACGUUGCAAUGGGGGACAUGUGACAAAGUAGAGUUCUUCAUCACAAGAAGGGAAAAUACACCUGAUGGUACAUCAUAUGUAUGUUUUGCAUAGUAUUUGGUAAAACUAUUCAUUUCAUUGUUUUCAUUUCAACUGGUGAUGUUAAGUAUUUUUAUUUCUAUUCAGUUUUGCAGUAACUUUGUGGCAUUGAGAGACUCAAAUGACACACACAAAGUGCAGCUUAUUCAGAUGAUGGAGGUUGAUUUGUAACUACGGCUCCUUGGUUAUUAUUUCUAAUUUCAUGAGUUGGUUAAAAUUCAGUGUCCAGUUGAUUCAUUUUAAAGCAGGAAAGGUGUCCUAACAUCAUCAUACCUGCUUAAUGAAUAACAAGGACUAAGGCGAAGAAGUCCCAGCCAAAAGGUUUGCAUUGACAAGCUCAAGAUCCACGUGGAAAACAUGCAAAUAAAGAAAUUUCAUUGAUCCGUGAAGCUUUACUUACAAUCUAAAAGAAAGAUUUCUGAGCCGUAAAGUAUUUGUUCCCUUUAACACUGCAAGAAAUUACGUUACCUCAAGUCAUGGUUGCUGGAGAGAAACUAACCCAAAUCCAAUAAACUGAAGGUCAGAGUUGCUAAUAUUAGCACACACUGCUAUACGGUAGCAUCCAGCCCUGGCAUCCGCACAGUGAGGAAAUACUAGACAGCUGAUGAGCGAGUUAUAAACAGGCCUUUUUGAACAUAACCACUGACUCCACAUUAAAAAAAAAAAAAGUGUAAUUUGAAAUGCAUGAGUCACGCAAAACAUUGUGAUAAGCAAUUAAAUCACCUUCUUCUGUUCAUUUUAUGCCUCCAUUAGUCUGAGAUUAGUGAUAUCAGCACCUUUAAACGACACUAUUCAUUGUUAUUGGACUCUCCUUUUUCAUUUUUUUAUUGUGUUAUCGUAACUAAAUCGGUGACAUUAAAACAACAAAAAAAAGUCCAACAUAACCUUUUGCCACAUUGUAAUUUGUUUACUAAUCAGGCACCUUGAGACAAACAUUUGGUGCCAUUUAACCACCAAAACAAAAUGGAGAUAGUGAUUGAAACAUGACACAAUUAUGCAAAAUGAACAUAAUAUAAUAGUCAUGCGAAACGGAAGUCUUGAAAUGCAGAUUAACAUGUGGAGACGUCUGCUGGUCAGACCCACUGAAUCUGCUGUGGUUAGACAAUCCGAAGCAGGUUUAGCAAGUUCUGGUUCAGAAUAAAUUCCCUCUCAGAUACAAUAAAAUAUGUGCCCCGGAAGAAAAUAAGAAUUAAACUGCACAUUAAACUGUAAAUGCUACAAGCCAUCAUCAAAACCAAAGAACAAGCACCUCGAGUUCAUCCCUUCCUGUGACCUCAAGAUAUAAAAGCACCGCGAGGACGAGGGAGACUCUGACUGUAAAAGCCCACAAAUUGUAAUCAAAGACUUGACACAUAAUUUGUGGAGAGGCCCCCAUAGGCUGAAGAAGAGUCUAAUUAAAGACAUCUGAAAGGAAACCUUGUCACAUGCUGGCCUGGGAGAGACGGAGUGGAGUAAUAGUGCAUCACAUGUUCGCUCUAUAUUGAGUUAAAAGGCUGAAUCCAUAAAAUAUUGACCAAAGGGGGAAACCCUGACACAACAGCGCUGUCUGAGGAGAUGCUGUCUGUCUUAUCAAGUGCUUUUAAGUUAAUAUGAAGCCACUUUAUUGGUGAUUGGAGAAUGUUUUUGGAUUUAAAUUGAACAUUUUUCAUGCAAAAUUUGACAUUUUUGUGACAUUAAUAUCAGGAAGUCUGUACAAACGCUCACUCAGAUGCAACAUGUCAGGUUGUGUCUCGUGAUUCAGCAGGAAAAACAUGCAGGAGAUGAUGAAAAGAAAGCUUCACUGUUAAAUGUCGACUUGGAGAUCAGUGUAAACAAAUGACACCUUAAGAAAACUGCUGCAUUUGGUUGUUUAUUGAAGUGAAUAAAUGUGUUUCAUACACAGAAGACAGAAGAACGUCCUGCUCUCACUCUGACCUGCUCAUGUUGUGAUCGACGAAUUUAGUUUAGAGUUACUAACCUUCAAACGAAAAUGGAUUAGAUGCACUUUACAGAGAAAAUUUGGUUCAAGUAUCUGUUGAUAUCACUUCAUGUUGUCUUUUUUCUGUUUUCUUGUGGCGUCAUUAUUAUCUUUCUCUUUCUUUUUCGUGCUUUUCCUGCCACUAGGUAAGGAAUAACAAUACUGGGUCAGACUGUGUGAUCCCAGGUGAGAUGAAUUUGUUUUCUCUCCGCAUUUAUCAAACUAAGAGUUCCAUGUGGGUUAACUUAUACACCUGACUGCCAUUUCAGCACAUUUCAACCCGUUUGUAUUUAUGUAUUGCUGACUUGUGCUGAAAACGUGGGGAAUAGGCUCGUUGUGGAAAACUAAUGGUGGUUCUGUUGCCAUUUGCACAAAGAGCAAGGUCAAGGAUGAACUCAUUUGUACAUUUGUCAGGCUGAUAUUGUAAAUAAAUCUUUUUUUGGUUUACCACUAAUACAUUAUUUAACAAAAGUGAGUUUCUUGAGAAAAACUGGAAACUCUUCUUUGCUUAAUAGACUGAAAUAAUAUCCACUGAGUUGAACUACUUUGACCUCGUUUUGCCGUCUUCCACUAACCUGAAUCGAUUUUUAGUUUGUUGUGUGAGACAACGAUUUAAAAAAAGCAACAACGAAAUCUCCUGUUGAUUACCACAAUAAAAAAUGUCUCACAAAGCCCAAAA
This is a messenger RNA of Stegastes partitus (bicolor damselfish), 5152 nucleotides long. It is a transcript of the gene kcnj12b, whose product is annotated as potassium inwardly rectifying channel subfamily J member 12b. The transcript is spliced from 2 exons. The record is from RefSeq and is a predicted model, not a curated record. Gene Ontology annotation, cellular component: plasma membrane. The coding region runs from base 624 to 1904 and encodes 426 amino acids. Gene Ontology annotation, biological process: potassium ion import across plasma membrane; regulation of monoatomic ion transmembrane transport. Lineage: Eukaryota; Metazoa; Chordata; Actinopteri; Pomacentridae. Gene Ontology annotation, molecular function: inward rectifier potassium channel activity.